GAGGAAGAACACAAGCAACACAACACAACAAGCCUCUUCCUCCAGAUGCACACUUUUCUCUGAGACGCUUUGGACUCUUUGGAUCCACUCAGGACUCUGGACUGAGCAUGGAUCAGAGAGAUCACAGAGAGGACGCAGACCCUCCCACCACCAGCAGGGCGGCGCUGGGAAGUGAACACUCUAUUGACCGAUACAUUGAUUUUAAAAAGGAGCCUGGUCCACAGAUCCACCAGAAACAUUCUCCAUCUGAACCUGGUCCCAGCUGUGAGUCCCUCAGGAGUGACUGGUCUAUGUCACAUCCCAUUGCUUUUGCCACAGAGCAAGUGGAACAGACGGAUCCAGAGGUCUCCAGUGGUCAGCACCAUCACACACAGCUGGACUCCAUAUUUAAGCUUCUGGAGGAGGACAUCUUCACUUUUGUCCAGAAGAAGCUGAAGACGCUCCACAAGGUUCUGAGUACAGAUUACCCAGAAUGUUUAGAGCCUGUGGAGGAUGAGGAUGAAGAGCAGAGGAGCAGCAGUGAGGCUGUUCUGAAGAUCACACUGAACUUCCUGAGGAGGAUGAAGCAGAAGGAGCUGGCUGAGCGUCUGUGGAGCAGGAGUUAUUCUGGAGUUUAUCGGCGUAAACUGAAGUCUGACCUGCAGCAGAAGUUUGAGCGUGUGUUUGAGGGCAUCGCUAAAGCAGGAAACCCCACCCUUCUGAAUGAGAUCUACACAGAGCUCUACAUCACAGAGGGAGGGUCUUCAGAGGUCAACCAGGAACAUGAGGUCAGACACAUGGAAACAGCCUCCAGGAAACCAGACCCAGCAGAGACAACCAUCACAUGUGAAGACAUGUUUAAAGGCCCAGCUCACACACAUGGACCAAUCAGAACAGUGCUGACAAAGGGAGUGGCUGGCAUCGGAAAAACAGUGCUCACUCAGAAGUUCACUCUGGACUGGGCUGAAGGCAAAGCCAACCAGGACAUACAGCUGCUGUUCCCGUUCACUUUCAGAGCACUCAAUGUGCUGAAGGAGAGAAGCUUCAGCUUGGUGACACUUGUUCAUCACUUCUUUAGUCAAACACAAGCAGAACUCUGCAGCUUUGAAGACCUCCAGGUGCUCUUCAUCUUUGACGGUUUGGACGAGUGCAGACUUCCUCUGGACUUCACCAAAACCAAGGCCCUGACCGACCCCACAGAGUCGGCCUCAGUGCACGUGCUGCUGGUAAACCUCAUCAGGGGGAGCCUGCUUCCCUCCGCUCGCCUCUGGAUAACCACACGACCCGCGGCAGCCAAUCAGAUCCCUGCUGAGUGCAUCUCCAUGGUGACAGAGGUCAGAGGGUUCACCGACCCACAGAAGGAGCAGUACUUCAAGAAGAGGUUCAGAGACGAGGCCGACACAAUCAUCUCCCACAUCAAGACGUCCAGAAGCCUCCACAUCAUGUGCUACAUGCCGAUCUUCUGCUGGAUCACUGCCACAGUCCUGGAACAUGUGUUGAAAAGCAGAGAGAGAGGAGAGCUGCCCAAGACCCUGACUCAGAUGUACAUCCACUUCCUGGUGGUUCAGGCCAAAGUCAAGAACAUCAAGUAUGAAGAAAGAUCUGAGACAGACCCACACUGGAGUCCAGAGAACAGAAAGAUGGUGGAGUUUCUGGGAAAACUGGCCUUUGAGCAGCUGCAGAAAGGAAACCUGAUCUUCUACGAGAGUGACCUGAGCGAGUGUGGGCUGGACGCUGCAGCAGCCUCAGUGUACUCCGGAGUGUUCACACAGGUCUUUAGAGAGGAACCAGGCCUGUACCAGGACAAGGUCUACUGCUUCAUCCAUCUGAGUGUGCAGGAGUUCCUGGCUGCUCUUCACGUCCAUCAAACCUUCAUCAACACUGGGAUCGACCGUCUCUUAGAUAAACUAACAUCAUCAUGGACAAAAUUUUUCAGCAAUAAAUCAGUGCAGUUUUACCAGACAGCUGUGGACCAGGCCUUACAGAGUCCAAAUGGACACCUGGACCUGCUCCUCCGCUUCCUCCUGGGACUUUCACUUUCGACCAAUCAGAGCUUUCUGCAAGGUCUGCUGACACAGAGAGGAAAUAGCUCCCAGACCAAUCAGAAAACAGCUGAGUACAUCAAGAAGAAGCUGAGUGAGGAUGUGUCUGCAGAGAGGAGCAUCAACCUGCUCCACUGUCUGAAUGAACUGAAUGAUCGUUCUCUGGUGGAGCAGAUCCAACAGUACCUGAGUUCAGGACGUCUGUCUGAAGGUGGACUGUCUCCUGAUCAGUGGUCAGCUCUGGCCUUCAUCUUACUGUCAUCAGAAGAAGAUCUGGAGCAGUUUGAUCUGAAGAAAUACUCUGCUUCAGAGGAGGCUCUCCUGAGGCUGCUGCCAGUGGUCAAGGCCUCCAACAAAGCUCUACUGAGCAGCUGUAACCUGUCAGAGAGAAGUUGUGAAGCUCUGUCCUCAGUCCUCAGCUCCCAGUCCUCUAGUCUGACAGUCCUGGACCUCAGUCAUAAUGACCUGAAAGACUCAGGGCUGAAGAUGUUGUCUGUUGGACUGAAGAGUCCUCACUGUAAACUGGAACAGCUCAGACUGUCAGGUUGUCUGGUCUCAGAGGAAGGCUGUGUUUCUCUGGCCUCAGCUCUGAGGUCCAAUCCCUCCCAUCUGACAGAACUAGACUUGAGCUUCAACCAUCCAGGAGACACAGGAGUAAAGCUCCUGUCUGCUCUACAGGAGGACCCCCACUGCACACUGGACACUCUCAGACUGGAGCCUGCUGGAGCUGAGUGGUUAGUACCAGGACUCAGAAAAUAUUUCUGUGAUCUCACUCUGGAUCCAAACACAGCUCACAGAAACCUCAAACUGUCUGACAACAACAAGAAGGUGACACUUGUGAGAGAGCAGCAACUGUAUCCAGAUCAUCAGGACAGAUUUGAGCACAGGCCUCAGAUUCUAUGUUCAACUGGUCUGACUGGUCGAUGUUACUGGGAGGUCCAGUGGAGCGAACGGGUUCGUGUAUCAGUGUCUUACAGAGAAAUCACAAGAAAAGGAGACAGUGUUAACGGUUUGUUUGGACGCAAUGAUCAGUCCUGGACUCUGAAGUGUUCUAAAGAUGGUUUCUCUGUUUGUCAUAAUAACAUUCAAACUCCCCUCCGUCAGCCCUGGUCCUCCUCUUCUGGGAGAGUAGCAGUGUUUGUGGACUGUCCUGCUGGUUCUCUGUCCUUCUACACAGUUUCCUCUGACCAACUGACCCACCUCCACACCUUCAACACCACAUUCACUCACACUCUGCUCCCUGGGUUUACGCUCUGGUCUGACUCCUCAGUGUCUCUGUGUGCUCCUUUGGAUUAACAGAAUCUUCACUUUUCAUGUCUCUAAAUCAGAUCAUCCAUAGAUUGAUUCAUAGUUGUUUUUUCACUCUCAUUUCGCUGAUACUAGGCCUCAGUUUGAUCCCAGGUGGAUCAUGAGCUACAUUUACUCAUGUGUUCCAUCAAAUUCUAUUUGUAAGAAUCAUUUUAUAACCCCAACAUUUUCCUUUGAGAAAAGUUUUAUGUUGACAAUUGUAUCAUAUCAAAUGUGUCUUGUUUUGGCUUCACUUUGUUUUUGAAAUGUCUCUGGAUGAAUGCAGAAUAACCAUCAUGACCAAAACAUGAAGUAGAGUUUAUGUGUUACACUUAAUCACCAAAUACUUUUAUCGUAUUUUCCGGGCUAUUAGGUGCUCUGGAUUAUAAGACACACUGUCAUUAAAUGGUCUAUUUUCAAACUUUUUUCACAAAUAAACCGCACCGGACUUUAAAGGAAACCCAACAGUGUGAUGGGUGAGUGGUUUUGUUUGUUUGUUCGUUCACGGUGACUCUGGGAUUUGUUCAGUUGUAGGGAGGGUGCUGUCUGGGACCAACAGAUUGUCGGUGUGUUCGCAGGUGACUCAGUUGUUCAGUUGUGUCUAGAAGUGGCACAUUGCACUCGCUUUUUCGCUUCGUUCCUCCGUUCCGUUCCUCGUCAGCGUGGAGUGAUGAGUGUGUCUGUGGGUGUGUUUUGCUGUGCGGUCGCUGUCUGCUCCGUGUGUGUUCUGUGGGUGGUGUGGCUUUGUAGUUUACUGAAGUCGUGCUGGGACACCCUAGUGGAUUCGUGUAUAGGGCGCUCUGGAUUGUGGGGUGUGCGGUCGUUUUUUGAUGGGGUUGGAGGCUUAAGAGCGCGUCUAAUAGCCCGGAAAAUACAGUUGUUUUACUUGAGCAGUUUAUUUGAACAUCAUUGGUUUACUUUUAUUCACAGUACUUUUACUCGAGUGUGGGACAGACUAUGUUUUGAGGCAUAAGAGCAGAAGGACAAAGGGAACAGGGGAGUCUUUUUUCUUUUGGGGUCUUUUUCUGGGCUUUUUUUGUGAGGGACAUUUUGGGGUCUAUGUUUGGUCUUUGUCCAGUUGGCUUCGUCCUCUUAGUUUCCUCUUAGUGUUUUGUUGUUCAUCAAACUUGGACCAUCAAUAAAUGCAUUCUUAUUGUGCAUUAGAACUGCCUCCAGUGGAUUCUUUUUUAUGUCUCAAAGUGAUUUCAGUCGAGUUGAACAGAAAACAAACCAAGAGUAUGAACAACUCCACAAACAACCCAACAGCCACAUGCCCAGAGUGAGGAGUGGUUUCCAUCAGAAGAACACGAGGAGAUUUGGUCACACUUUAGAAUAAGACACACCUACAAAUCAUUUGGAAAUGUUUAUUCACCAUCAACUCAUCAUUUACUGAAAAUGACCCAUAAAAAGGUCUUGGGCUCAAUGCUGCUCUGUGAUUGGUCCAAUUAACCGUACA
Boleophthalmus pectinirostris (great blue-spotted mudskipper) is the source of this 4764-nucleotide messenger RNA. Its product is annotated as NLR family CARD domain-containing protein 3-like. The record is from RefSeq and is a predicted model, not a curated record. Gene Ontology annotation, molecular function: protein binding. NCBI's taxonomy places the organism in Eukaryota, Metazoa, Chordata, Actinopteri, Gobiiformes, Gobiidae.